AGAACAGGUCCUCAUACGGAGUCAGUGGUGCUAUCUCGUCAAUCUUCUCAACUAAAGUUGUGAAACAUCGAACGGACAAGCGAUUAAUUCACAUAACUUGCACAUCUCUUAUCUACUUAUGUUUCAACAGAUGUUGAUCUAAAUUCUUUAAAUAAAUGGAACAAGUGAUUCAAAAGCUGGCGAGGGUGAUAACUAUCACGGAGGGCCAAGUACAGCAGAAAAAGGUGUCCGACUUUCCGUCUGUAUCGGACUUGUAUGAAGAGAAGACCGGCCUGUACACCACUGCUGUGGGUUCCUACAGGGCAUGGUCAAUCGACGUAGAUCUGGGUCCGCCCAGUCCCUCCAUCGCCGUUCCACUAGAAGAUGUCCACAUUGUCAAUUAUUACGAUGCUCUCCAGUAUUCCUUAUAUGAGAACGGAUUUCCGGAAACGGUUGACAGAACAGACACACCACGAAGAGAAUUUACAUGCAAUGACGUCACUAUUGCCUUGCUUUCGUCACCAGUUGAAUGUUUCGGAAUUUUACUUGCAGGCGGUAAAAUAUGCCCACGUGAUAUGCUCCUUGUGAUGUCAACAUCUUGGUUGACGAAGGUCAGGUCCAAGAGAAAUCCGGAAUUAUUUUCUCUCUACGUCCACAAAGCGAUAACCAUGGACCUUGCGGGCCAAUCGUUUCUGGAUACUUUCAAUCCGCCCCGUAGGGUAACAUAUUUCCUAAAUUAUUUCACGCGCGCGUGUACAGAUGGUCAGAGAUCAGAUGGAGAGACACUGGAGUCUAAUCUGGAUUGUCCUAUGUCCAGUUCCCUAAAUUUGGUCAAAAACGUGGAUGAUAAACUUUGGACCCGAACUCUGCUGGCCAACAUCAAUGCUGACUAUCCAGAAACACUAGCAUUUACCUACAAAUGUAAUCUGAGGUAUGACACCGCUCCUGGUGCGGAUAUAACAGUUAUCAAGCUUGACACAAAAUUAGGAACAACAAGCCUAAUUUAUGAAGAGGUUCAACGAUUUCUGAAUUCCAAACCUGUCUUAUUAAGAGAUAAGAUUGUGGUGAAACCCUCAGGAGUUAUCUGGCACGGAAGUCUUGGUGUGACGUAUCACGCUCGGAAUGACUUGAAAGGUGUCGUCGAAGCCGUCAUUCACCUCCUAAACGAUCUAGAACCAGAAAAUAGCAUCCUCGUGGAGACCUUUUACGCCCCACCGACCAAGUACAAACAUUUUGAAGAUUUAUCGUUCCGGUUGAGGUCAACGGUUUGUAGAGGAUUCGGGGAUCACCCAAAGACAACUACACUAAUAUGUGGUGUUGGCCAAAGGAACCAGCCAAUCAAUGGUGACAAUACGGUCCCCCAAACGUUUGACACGACACUGUGUACAUGUGGAGUCACAAGUGCCAAGGAAAGGAAUCGACUCAGAGAAAAAACGUCAAAAAUUUCUGAAGAUCUCCUGGGAGAAAUAAUUCGUAAAGAAAAGGAAAUGACGUCAUCAGAGAGAGGGGGAGAUGGGGGCCAAACGGAUGUUAUAGGACUAGAUUUUGUUCUCGGAGAGAAAGAUGAUAGUUUGACCCCAAUUGCAAUAGAGGUGAACAGUCACGACUGCACCAUCAACUGUCAACUGUUUGAGUCAAUGAACUGUGACAUACAAGGGAAAUCUGUUAGCCCCCUAGUGGACACAAUGGUACAGCGAUCCCAGCGCCACCUAAUGCAGGGAAAGACAAUCCUCGUGAUUGGGGCUGGUGGUUUCAGCAAGCGGUUUAUCUGGAAAGCAGCACAAGACUACGGCAUCAAGAUCUUUCUUGUGAAUGAUGUUGAAGAUUCGUUCGUUUCGGAGAAUGUAGAUAAAUUUCUUCAGUAUGAUUUCUCUGACCACAUGCAGGACGACCGUCACGCGAGAAAUAUUAUUCAGCUUCUGUCGACUGAUAUCGACGAUGUCGACGGAUGUUGCACGUUCUGGGAAGACUGUGGGCCUCUCGCAGCCAAUAUAUGUGACAAAAUGAAGUACUGCGGCGCCGGUCUACGAGGGGCGCUGAUCGCUAAAAAGAAGAGCUCUACCCAGCAUCUCUUACGUCAGCGAACGGCUGAUAUUCCGCAUUUUCCGCGGACAUACCUGUACACAGGCAGAUCUGCUGCUAUCCGACAAUCCGAACAAAUUGCUUCCGCUGCAAAGCAUGUCCAAUUCCCAGCGGUCUUGAAACUCGAAUAUGGUUCUAGUGCUGUUGGUGUCAAGUUGGUCAAGGACGAAGAGGAGUGCCGGGCCGAGUAUGAAAGAAUCCGAAGUUGUCUUCGACAAGAGUCUGAUCAUCCCGGAAUUGGACUAGGACACGGGAACGAUAUGAUGCUUAUGGAGUAUUAUGAGGGUACAGAACAUGACAUAGAUAUCAUCAUAUAUCAAAGACGUCUCAUUGCUGCUUUUAUCUCUGAUAAUGGCCCUACGAGACCGGGAACGUUUACAGAAACAGCAGCUUUAAUGCCGACGUGUCUUCCGCCGGACAAAGCCGCACAGCUGAAGACAGCAGCGUAUCAAUGCUGCACUGAAAUUGGACUUGUCAACGGGGUUUUUAAUGUCGAGAUGAUAAUGACGUCAACAGGCCCAAAACUGUUGGAGAUAAAUGCCCGGAUGGGCGGGUUCUACCUGAGAGAUUGGAUCAAGUCCUGCUACGAGGUUGAUAUUCUUCUCUGCUCCUUCAUGAUCGCUGCCGGCGUCAAGCCAAUCUUGCCGCGAACCAUUACGCCACGCUGCCAUAUCAUGGGAGUGAUGUGUGUUCCCUCGGCACACAAAGAAACUCUGUCCCGCGUCAGUGUCAGGAACAAAAUCUACACUCUUCACGAAUCAAACACAAUACGCUACAACGAGUUAGACAACGAAGAAAGUUUAGAAGGGGACUUUGACGAGGAAGUAGAAGAACCUUUUUCUAAUUUCGCUGUGAUAGCGGAAGAUUUGGAAACGGCGAAAUCCGAAUUGCUUAGAUUAUGCUCGGAACUCGAAAUCAGCAAUUCUUCUUACGAUGUCUCGAAGUAUGUGUCAGAAUUCUUUCCACGAAAUACUGAAUAUCUGUUAUGUUAGAAAUAGCCAGGACGCAAGUCAAAGAUAUUGUGGACUUUCUUCGGUGCAUAGUUCUUGAGAGACACUUGAACAAGACGCUUGUCUUACGCUAGCACUAAUGGCUUGAGAAAUAUCUGUUAGCUUAAUCUUAUGUCCGUUUGUCUUUCAAGUUAUGUGAAACGAGCCAUUUCUUCUGAAUACAGAGCAUAUAUCAGAAAACCUCUAUGAAGCUUUGUAUUUCUUUAAUCUCGCGUUCAAACUACCAUCAGAAGAGUGACUGAUGUUUGUAUUCAUUAAGAUAUCAUGACUAAAGAAUUACUUUAUUUAUUUAAUGAUUUUUUCUUUAAAUAUUCAAGAUAAAUUUUUCAUUAUACAUGUACUUUAUGUCCAUCUAGCUGAAUCUACAUAUCUAACUACCAGCUAAAUUACCCAUUGAUUUUUGUAAUUUCAAAUCAGCAUUUUUUCUAUGCAGAAUUUAUUAUACUGACCAUGUUGUGUUUUCUUCCCCUAUUGGUCAAAGGACAAUUUAUUUUGUGGGAAACAAACAUCAGUCCUGUAGUGUACAUAUUCCUUGUUGUGUAACUCGUAAAUGUGUGUUUUACUGUACAACACGAUCACUAAUUUUGUCUUCCGUAAAUAGAUACAUUACAUGACUGACUUAAAAUGGAGUUUUUUUUUUAUCAGCAAUGACGUAUUGAUAUCAUACAAUGUGAUUUAGAUUUUUUUUUACUGGAAAAUGCUUUAUAUAACAACAUAACAGACUCAUGUCUGAUUUAUGUAUGUAUAUUUUCAUUUCUGAAGCAAUUUUUAACAUUUUUGUAAUCAUGUGCAAAUGAUAU
Ylistrum balloti is the source of this 3871-nucleotide messenger RNA. RefSeq names its product carnosine synthase 1-like. The record is from RefSeq and is a predicted model, not a curated record. Lineage: Eukaryota; Metazoa; Mollusca; Bivalvia; Pectinida; Pectinidae. Bases 156 to 3053 code for a protein of 965 amino acids. Gene Ontology annotation, biological process: carnosine biosynthetic process. The transcript has 7 exons. Gene Ontology annotation, molecular function: metal ion binding; ATP hydrolysis activity; carnosine synthase activity.